Molecule: messenger RNA, 1602 nt
Organism: Aureococcus anophagefferens
Lineage: Eukaryota; Pelagophyceae; Pelagomonadales; Pelagomonadaceae
Gene: ARS20
Product: putative arylsulfatase
Exons: 1
Coding region: 1-1602 (533 amino acids)
Source: RefSeq, a predicted model, not a curated record
AUGGGGCUGCCGCGGCGGACCAGCUCGCGUCGAACCUCGGCGCGGACGCGUGCGCCCGGCGCCUCGCGGACGACCCGGAUCUCCUCGCGGAGCUCGUGCGCGCGUGCCGCCAGGACGGCGCUCCGAGCCGCCCUCCCGGCGCUGGCCGCCGCGGCAAGCCCGGCCCCGAACAUCCUCUUCCUCGUCGCCGACGACCUCGGGUUCAACGACGUGGGCUUCCACGGCUCCAAGCAGAUCCCGACGCCCCGCCUCGACGCCCUCGCGGCCGACGGCGUCGAUCUCCUGAACUACCACACGCAUCCCGUCUGUUCGCCGAGCCGCGCGUCCAUGCUCAGCGGGCGCCACGCGAUCCACCACGGCAUCUACAUGCCCUUCGCCCAGGGCACGGCCUACCACCUAAGCCUCGAGUACGAGCUCCUCCCCGAAGCGCUCCGGCGGCUCGGCUACGAAACGCACGCCGUCGGCAAGUGGCACCUGGGCCAGAACACGCGCGCGGCGCUGCCCACGGGCCGUGGCUUCGAUUCCUUCUUGGGCUACUGGUCCGGCGCCGAGGACUAUUUCGCUCACGACUGCGCGGGCGCCUACGACUUCGCGAACAACGAAACGACGGCGUGGGCCUACGACGGCGUCUACUCCGCCUACAGCUUCACGGACCGCGCCGUCGACGUCGUGGCAUCAGCGUCGACGCCCUACUUUUUGUACGUGGCCUGGCAGAACGUGCACUGGCCGCUCGAAGUUCCCGCGCGCUACCUCGAACCCUUCGGCCACGUCCCCGCGGGGCCGCGGCGGAACGUGAGCGGCAUGGUGAGCGCCCUGGACGAGGCCGUCGGCAACGUGACGGGCGCGCUCAAGGCGAGGCGCGCCUACGACGACGCGGUCGUCGUCUUCGUCUCGGACAACGGCGGCCCGACGAACGGCGACGAGGGCACCGCGUCGAACAACUGGCCCCUCCGGGGGGGCAAGAACACGCUCUACGAGGGCGGCACGCGCGUCGUCGGCCUGCUCAAGGCGCCGGGCGUCGCGAAGUCGUCCGCGUCCCGCGCGAAGCUCCACGCCGUCGACUGGUUCCCGACGCUCUACCGCUUCGCGGGCGGCGGGCCGCUCGUUUUGAACCCGCCGCUCGCGCCCGGCGACGGCGUCGACUCCUACGACGUCCUCGCGCGCGGCGCGCCGGGCCGGGACGAGCUCCUGCUCGAGGCGCACGCGCCGGGCAGCAACGACACGGUCCACGGCGAGGCCCUGAUCGUCGGCGACUGGAAGUUUUUGCGCAUCGGGACCGUGCGGCCCGACUCCGAGGCCGGCUGGACGCGGCCGCCGGGCCAGGAGGCGCACCCCCGCUCCGUCGUCGACUGCGGCGCGGCGCCGGAGCCCGCGGACGCGAACGCGACGCGGCGCCAGUGCGUCGCGGCGCCGUGCCUCUUCGACGUCGCGGCGGACCCGUGCGAGCGUGUCGACCGGGCAGUUGAGUUCCCCGACGUCCUCGCGGCCCUCGACGCGCGGCUCGACGCCUACCGCGCGACGGCCGUCCCGCCCGUCGCGGCCCUCGGCUGCGCCCCCGUCGUCGUCGACGGCGCCUGGCGCCCCUGCGACGACGUAACUUAG